Messenger RNA from Neomonachus schauinslandi (Hawaiian monk seal), 1225 nucleotides. RefSeq names its product solute carrier family 39 member 3 (gene SLC39A3). Gene Ontology annotation, cellular component: plasma membrane. NCBI's taxonomy places the organism in Eukaryota, Metazoa, Chordata, Mammalia, Carnivora, Phocidae. The record is from RefSeq and is a predicted model, not a curated record. The transcript has 2 exons. Gene Ontology annotation, biological process: zinc ion transmembrane transport. Gene Ontology annotation, molecular function: zinc ion transmembrane transporter activity. Bases 114 to 1058 code for a protein of 314 amino acids.
GGAGGCAUGAGCCCCCGGCUUCGUGGUUGGGCCCGGUAGCACGCCGUGGGACAGGAGUGUGCGCCCACACAUGGUUUGGCCCUGCAGCGACCACAGCAGCCCGGGCCGCCACCAUGAUGAAGCUGCUGGUGGCCAAAAUCCUUUGUAUGGUGGGCGUGUUCUUCUUCAUGCUGCUUGGCUCCCUGCUCCCCGUGAAGAUCAUCGAGACGGAUUUUGAGAAGGCCCAUCGCUCCAAAAAGAUCCUCUCACUCUGCAACACCUUUGGAGGUGGGGUCUUUCUGGCCACGUGCUUCAACGCUCUCCUGCCGGCUGUGAGGGAGAAGCUCCAGAAAGUUCUGAGUCUCGGGCACAUCAGCACCGACUACCCACUGGCCGAGACCAUCGUGAUGCUGGGCUUCUUCAUGACUGUCUUCCUGGAGCAGCUCAUCUUGACCUUCCGCAAGGAGAAGCCAUCGUUCAUCGACCUGGAGACCUUCAAUGCUGGCUCGGACGCCGGCAGUGACUCGGAGUACGAGAGCCCCUUCAUGGGGGGUGCACGGGGCCACACGCUCUAUGCGGAGCCCCACCCCCACGCACACGGGCUGAGCGUCCAAGAGCUGUCGCACUCCAGCCCGCUGCGGCUCCUCAGCCUGGUAUUUGCCCUGUCGGCGCACUCCAUCUUCGAGGGCCUGGCCCUGGGCCUGCAGGAGGACGGAGAGAAGGUAGUGAGCCUGUUCGUGGGGGUGGCCAUCCACGAGACGCUGGUGGCCGUGGCCCUGGGCAUCAGCAUGGCCAGGAGCGCCAUGGCCCUGAGGGACGCGGCCAAGCUGGCCGUCACUGUCAGUGCCAUGAUCCCCCUGGGCAUCAGCAUCGGCCUGGGCAUCGAGAGUGCCCAGGGGGUGCCCAGCAGCGUGGCCUCGGUGCUGCUGCAGGGCCUGGCAGGUGGCACGUUCCUCUUUGUCACCUUCUUCGAGAUCCUAGCGAAGGAGCUGGAGGAGAAGAGCGACCGUCUGCUCAAAGUCCUCUUUCUGGUGCUGGGUUAUGCCGUCCUGGCCGGCAUGGUCUUCCUCAAGUGGUGAACCUGCCCAUCGCCCGCCCACCGGAUACAGGUGGUCCCCCCUCUCCCAGGCGGGGCAGCUCAGGCCCCGGGCUGCCACCUGUGCACAGAGGGGCUGCGCCCCAGAUCCGACACCCUGAGCCUGGGGCACAGCGACUACUUUUAAAAAUACUUCUCUUAAAAUUGUUU